Messenger RNA from Daktulosphaira vitifoliae (grape phylloxera), 2223 nucleotides. RefSeq lists its product as uncharacterized. Gene Ontology annotation, molecular function: protein binding. NCBI's taxonomy places the organism in Eukaryota, Metazoa, Arthropoda, Insecta, Hemiptera, Phylloxeridae. The record is from RefSeq and is a predicted model, not a curated record. Gene Ontology annotation, cellular component: cytoplasm. The transcript has 6 exons. Bases 677 to 1900 code for a protein of 407 amino acids.
AAUAUAUAUAUAUAUAUAUAUAUUUUAACGCUUUAUAAGCCCAUUAAGGCUUUAUAAGCCACCCCCAUAUGAGGAGGUUUCUAAACCAUUGUUACUCCGAGAUGGGUGGUUAGCCCUUUACCGGAAAGAAGAAUGGCGACUCCAAUUACCGAACUGAUCUCUAGUUCGGCAAAUGAAGCAACCCGUGACCGAGUUUCGAUCUAGAGGCAGUGCGCGUCAAGCACUGCCGCGUUAUCUACUCGGCCACACCGUUCUUCUGCAAAUAUAUUUUAUCAAUAUUAAAUUCUUAUUAAGUUAGCAUGUAUUUCACUGAUUGUUUUUUUUUAUUGUAAAUUUUGAGUUUUUUCUUCAGACAACAUGCAUGCAAUUCUUUUUAAAAAUACUUUUCUAUUUCAUAAUAUUUGAUUGCACUAGUCACUUCAUGACUGAACACUUUCAAUUUCAGUUAAAGUAACUAAAUAAACAGUUAGGGUAAUUGUUUUGUCCUUCGAUGACAUAGUUCCCUCGGAAGCUAUGGGUUUGUAAGGUUAUCAGUUUGGUUACCAUGGUUAUACAAAGGUGUUGUAUCGAAUUCACUCACCUUAAGUGUUACUCGAAUCACUUUGGUUGGACUAUAUCUAUUAUUCUAAUUAAAUUAAUAAUAAAACGGUUACUAAUAUAAUCUACAAUCUGUAAGAUGGCAGCUUUGGGCGAUACAUCGGGCGAUAUACUACCAACCAGUGAACAUAUCAAAGAUAUUUUACAAAUGACCAGAGACUCGGAGAUGAUCCAGAGCUAUGUUCGGGUUGCUAAAGUCGAUGAUGACGAUGAUGACUACGGAAGAGGUGACUUUGAAGAGGUACAGGGGCUUGGUCGAAGCCACAGGAAUUCUGGGAUAAACGGUACAAAUGGACUAAAUGGGGAACAUAGUGGUCGUAUAAAAGCUGGAAGCAGUGACAAAGGGACUAAUCGAGGCUACUCAAAAAGACAUGGGUGUCAACCGGGGUCGGCAACCACUACAUUUAAUGAACUAGCAGAAGAAUUCAAAACACGAAAAUCAACUACAGGAGCUGUUAUCGAUAAAUCUUCUUUAGGAGGUUUAUGGACCGGCAAGCGGCAUAAGCGAGACUCUCGUUCUCGUUUACUAGAGGAAGUAUAUACAGACAAAGAUAGAGCAGCUGCCGUUAACCUUGGGACUCGUGAUAUAAAAGCUUCUCUUCGAAUGAAACGCCGUCAAGACCGGAACCACACGUUACACAUACCGUCCACGGCUGAGUCACCUACUCUUUUAGCUCUAGCUCGUCAUUGUAUGAAUGAUGUCAAAGUAUCUUUGGACUUUAUCGACAAGGCUUUAGAGUUGAGUCCCAAUGACAAAGCAGCUUUAGUAUCUAGGAGUAAAUGUUACUUACUACUUGGCCAACCACAUUUAGCAUUAAAAGAUGCAGAAGUAGCUCUAAAGGAAGAUAGUACUUAUUUGAAAGCUAUUUACCAGAAAGCCGAAGCUCUUUAUCAUCUAGGUGAUUUUGAACAUGCUCUUGUAUUCUAUCAUCGUGGAUUACACGUAAGACCAGAACUAGAACAGUUUCGACUAGGCGUACAGAAAGCCAGAGAAGCUAUCGAAAAUGCUAUAAGUAAAAUAAGAGAAAUAACCAAAAGUAAACCAGGUUUUAUAGUAAAAUAUAACGAAACCAAACAAGAACCCACAAUAAGAAGAACAAAAAUUUCACCCAAAAUUCAAUCGAAACUCUUACUUAGAGAAUUAUGUAUAGACAAAAAUUACUUAGAACAUUUAACAACCGAUCCUAACUUGGUAAGCGCUAACCAGGAAAACAAAAACCAAAUACUAAAUGAAAUAGAGGAUGGCAUUAAUUUUUUGAAUAGCAGAGAAGAAUUUUGGAAACAACAAAAAAUUGUUGGUUAAUCUGUUAUUGUGAAUUUAUUUAAUUUAUAACCAUAUUUUAUGACAAAAAAAUAUUUAUGCCUUUAUCUUGAAAAAAUUUCGCAUUUAUAUUUAAUAAAAAUAAGUCGAUAUUUUUAAAUCUAUAACUACGUUUUACAGAUCUAUUUAAUAUAUUUUACACACUAAUAAUUAUUAAUUAUAAUUAAAACACUUUUUACAAGUCGUUAUAUUUUUCGUUGAUGUUCUUAAUAAAAACAACAACUAAUAAAUCACGAGUUGUAAUAUAAAUAAUAUGUUUAGUUUAAUUGAUGUCAAAAACGUAGCAACUUAGUAAAUAUUUUGAA